GUUCCUUACUCCCGGUGCAGGCAUACAUCACUGUAUUAUGAGCCGUUCAUCCCGGGAGCUUCGAGAAAGGAAAAAUGAGAGACAGUAAAUAUGAGCUUGGGAACAUUUGUCUCAGUUCGGAAGCACAGUUGGGAGCAAGGCUAGUCAGAGGGAAAGGCUGCGGCCCGUGUCUUUUCUUCAUUCGAUCGAUUUACAUGUGUAAAGGUCUGACUACGGGAGACCAAUUUGCGUACUAAACUCAAUCGCCCAUCCUCACAUCUUGUCACAGGCUCACAGCCCGAUUUUCUGGACUUACUAGUACUUAUCAGAAUUUCUGUGCCGCCAAAGUGAUUCAGAGCACUGAACUCAUUUUCUCUGUGUUACUCAGGCUGUUCGAACAAAGAUGCAGCGCUGGAUCCCGGAAGUUGUGCAGCUUAUUUUCGAAUAUGUCUAUGAUCCCUUUCGCACAAAAGAGGAUAAAGAGGGUCGCGCCACGGUUGCCAGUUUAGCGAGAACGUGCCGAGCGUUUAGAGACCCUGCCCUGGAUGUCUUGUGGGCUCAGCUCCACUCGUUGGAUGCACUCGUCCUCUGUUCUGGUGGAAGGCGGGAUGGCAACAACGAAUUAAUCUGGGAUCGUGCAUUGUACGAUGCGGACUGGCGCAUUCUCGCGCGUUAUACAGGGCGCGUCCAUGCGCUGACAAUCUCACCUCAAUCAGAUACAUGGGACAUCACCACCAUGCAACUUCUGAGCUGUCAUCCCCUUCUAGGACCCCUCCUUCCGAACCUCGCAGUGUUGAGUUGGCUAUCUAAUCGUGAAGACUUCUUCCCUUUCUUGCGUUGUUUCUGUGGGCCCAAUUUGACCACCCUCAAGUUGUCACCCACCUCGUGGAGUGUCCGCAAGUGUGCCGUUGUUGCAUCGCUUGCACCAUUGUGCCCUUUGCUUAAGAAAUUCUUAUGCAUUGACGCGGAAGAUUCGUCGAUGCAAGCAGUCAGCGAAGCAGUCGUGGGCUGGAAGAAGCUUCAAGUGUUGCUGGUUGGUCCUUUGGAUGAACAGGCUUUGACGCACGCCAGCUCUUUGGAAACCCUUCAAGAGUUGCGUUUCUCUGUUUCAGAUCUCAAAUCCCCGGUGUUGGAAUUUUGCUCCCCCCGUGCUACGAUCACAAUCUCAACACCUUCGCCCUCACUCUUUUACGCAUUCGCCCAAAAUGUCCAUUUCUCGACUCCACGUCUGCGCCUUGUCUGCCAACGCUACGAUGAAAAAUUCCCCAAAGAUUUCUUCUCGCGCCUAAAAUCAUGCCUCAUGCAUCCCGAGGAACUUCUAGAGCUGAGGUUUGGUGUAACAAGAAAUGGGUUGAUCAUGCUCAACUCUCGCGUGUUGCAUCCAUUCCUAUCAUUCAAGGGACUCAGCCACUUAGACCUUGGGAGUGCAUGCACCGCUAUGGAUGACACUUUCCUCAAAGAGAUGGCCCUGUCUUGUCCACACCUACAGCGACUCUACUUGGGUCACCAGAGAUGCUGGCACUUUAUUCCGUUGCUGACUUUUGAGGGAGUCACAUCUCUCUUAAUGCACUGCCGUCAGCUGUCCUCUCUCGGAAUUUUCUUCGGUGCCACUUUCAAAAGUGACACCGUAUAUAUGGCCCCGGUCGACGCAGUCAGUCCAAAAAUUACAGAGUUUCUUGUCGGUGCAUCUCACAUCGAUGAUCCUGUGAGGGUCACAGGAGUGCUGUCCUUUCUAUUUCCCAAUGCAACACGCAUAGAUCAUUGGAUUCCCACGAAAUCCGAGUCUAGGCUGCUACAGACAAGGAAGGAGAAUUGGGAGGCAGUAAAUAAAAUGUUCAACGUAUUUGUCUCAGCUCGGAAGCAGAGUUGGGAGCAAGGCUGGUUAGAGGGAAGGGCUGCGGAUGGAGAAGGAUGUAGUAGUGUAAAUUUUGAUUAUGUAUCGUCCUAA
Molecule: messenger RNA, 1927 nt
Organism: Suillus paluster
Lineage: Eukaryota; Fungi; Basidiomycota; Agaricomycetes; Boletales; Suillaceae
Exons: 3
Coding region: 383-1927 (514 amino acids)
Source: RefSeq, a predicted model, not a curated record